This is a messenger RNA of Fusarium fujikuroi IMI 58289, 480 nucleotides long. RefSeq lists its product as uncharacterized. NCBI's taxonomy places the organism in Eukaryota, Fungi, Ascomycota, Sordariomycetes, Hypocreales, Nectriaceae. The record is from RefSeq and is a predicted model, not a curated record. The transcript has a single exon. The coding region runs from base 1 to 480 and encodes 159 amino acids.
AUGAAACUCUCUGCUAUCCUGGCUUUCGGAGCUCUCCUCCUCGGCGAUGCCACUUCUGCCCAAGAUUUCCGAUUUCGCCCCCAGAUUCUCGAGAAUAACACGACCUGGCCUUUGGAAGGUGCCAUAAUGAAGAUACCAGAUGGACCUAAGAAUCAAAGCCUGCCCCACAAGUGCCCAAUGCCAAGGGAUUCUAUGUUUGCUAUAGUGUCUCAAAAGAUUCUGGGCAAUAAGAAGCCUAGGUGCAGGCAGUUCAACAUAACUGCUGGAGAAACGCUCAGCGGAUUCCCCCAUUUCCCAACCCGCCAAGUCCAUGCAUUCACCUUCCCCAAUCAAACUUUCUUCGUCCAAUCAGCCCUCCCCGGAUCGGAGUUAGUAUCCAUCGAGAAACAGAAAAACAUUUGGGUGAAGAUACCAGGAGGAAUGACUGUCACGUGCUACGAGGGGAAUGAGGGACUACCUCACUGCGUGUUCAGACUUUGA